CAAAGAAAGAGUCACUAAAUAGGAGGUUCUUCUGCUAGGAGGCUGACUUGACCUUUAGAACAUGUACAACUCAGAGCAUCAAGAUUUUGACAUGGCCAUUCCGGUCUCAAGAAUUGAAAACAAUACUAUACAUUUUUGUAUGGGCUUACCAAGCUUAGGAGACUGCCUGGUUUUGAAACUAAUUCAGUCACUUUUUACAGUGUAGUCUCCAGCCCACGUGAGCCAGCUUAAUGUACAAUUGGUUUUUAAACCCCAUAUAAACACCAAAAUAAUUUGAGGAUGGAUGGAUAAGGUUGUAAAUGUUGUAACAUGAACAACUGUUCAUCGGCAGGUUUUAGCUAAUUAAGUUGGAAGUCCUACCCAGUGGACUACAAUGGCAAUGGAAAAUGUUUCCCUUCUGUUAUGUCCUUUUCCCAUUUGAAAAAUGGAAACAAAAUUUGAACCAUUUACCUACAAGUGGUCUAAGCCUAGCGCAGAAACGGAAACAAAAGAGACAGAUUAAAAUGGUUUGUUUAUUUGAUAAAUUAAAAAAAGAAAAGUAAAUGGCAAAUAGGCCCCAAUUCAAUGACCGCUCCAUACCGCUUUCCAUGCGCCUUGGCCUGAUCUUGCCUUCCGUCUACGCACAAGCAUGGAGGCCUUCAAAGUAGCGAUAGGUUUGGUGAAUAAACACUGUAGAGUGUCCGUUUUAUUGGUCUUCCGAAUCUGAACAGAAGGCGAAGGAGUCGCCAUGCUCGAGGAUGCAUGAUGCCUUUCGUUCAGGACAGCCUUCUGUGAGAUGGUGCUUGUGGUCCUCCGCUUUUCUCGAAGACCUGCCGAGGGAGUAGUUAGACGCGGUAUGGGAGAGCAGUAGUCCGUCUCUUUUCCCAAAUCAAGGGAAGACCCUGAGGUCUUUCUAUUCUUGUGAAAAAGCGAUUCCCUUCUUCGCGUGCAUGGACUCUGGGCGAGUGCACGGAAGCCGUAUGAGGUGGUAAUUUUGUCAAUAUGGGACAGAGACAUUGCCGCUCGGGUGGAUGGGUCAGAUAGGUCCUCUCUCUGGGAGAUAGUUUGGUGAAGCUUGAACCUCGUAACCGGAGUCGAUGGCAGCCUAAGGAACGAAGAUGGAGAUGGGGAUUCUGGAGUAUAUGGGGCCUCUGGAGUAGAUUGUCCGCGCUGGUUGGGGCUACAUGAGGCCAGUAAUUUUGACCUAUCCGUUUCAGAAACUUGCAGUGUAUGUGGAGAUCUUUGCUUCGAUGGAAUUGUAAAGAUUGGAACCCUUUCCGGAGUCAGAACAAUUGUCCGCAUAGACAUACUUGCCUUUGAUACAUACAUCGUUUAAUGCACGCAAAAUCCAACUUGCGUGUUGUUACCUGUGGGAAACGUUUUAUACCCUUAAAAAACACCUGGUGAAUUCAAUUAGCCCAUGUCUCGUUCUAAUUAACUCAUGUUCUGUCGGUGGAAGUCUGCAAAACAUAGUCCAGUGUGGUACUACACGAUGAGUCUGGUCCGCAAACGCAAGACCAGCUCUCAAAAAGGCUGUCCAGCCAAAUCGGUUAGGGGAGGGAAAUUGGAGUGUGCUGGAUCUCCACCGUUCUACAGUGCAUCAUCACCACUCGCAACAGAGUCCAGCACCCCCACUUCCCAGGAGGAAAAAGGUCUGGAGGUCCAUGGGACAUCAUCCUGGAGACGGUCUCCAAGGUUCAAAGGUCAAGGACUGCUUGGCUGGGUUCCCAACUCAGAACUUCUUGUUGCUGAGGGAUCUCCAGGUAAGGCAGAGAAUGAACGGAAGGCUGCCCAGUGCUGUAACCAGCUCUCCCCUCAAACAGAUGACGAUACUGAGGCAGACCUGGUCAUCACAAUGGACGACCAUCAGGGCAGGGGACGCAAGGGCAGUCGGAAAAAAGGAGGGGCGAAGAGGAAGAAGAGAUCAGCAGAGGAACAGAUGGGAGCUGGACAACAGGAAGGGACGCUUCCAGAGGUGGAAAUCGAUAGGGAGCUGGACCGUGAGCUGGAGAACAAGUCCCGGCAGCACAACCUGACCACGACCAACGUCCGCAACAUCAUUCAUGAAGUGAUUACCAAUGAGCACGUGGUGGCUAUGAUGAAAGCCGCCAUGAACGAGACCGAGGCCGUGCCUGUCUUUGAGCCCAAGAUGACACGUUCUAAAUUCAAGGAGGUGGUAGAGAAAGGAGUGAUCAUUCCCACGUGGAACAUUUCCCCCAUCAAAAAAGUAAAUAAAGAGAAGGCUCAGCAGUUUGUGGACAUUCAACUAGCGGAGGAAGACUCCUCAGAUGAAGAGUACUGCCCCAAUGAAGAGGAAGACGACGAGACAGCGGAAGACACGUUUCAGGAGAGUGACAUGGAGAGCACCGCCUCAUCUCCAAGGGGCAGCAAAGGGGCCUUCCCCAGGGGGAUACACCCGGAGUGGGACGACGACAGGAGCUGCAGCCCUAUGCAGGUGAAUCGCAGCCGGUCCAGACACCUGAGGGUGGAGGCGAUGCCCAUGGGCCCCCCGCCGCCUCCCAAGCCCUCCCCUGGCUCCCAGGGAUCCGCCACUGGCCGUGCCCCCCCAGACUGCAGCUUCCUGGAGAAGCUACAUGCCGUGGAGGAGGAGCUGGCCAUCGGCCCCGCCUGCCUGGAGCCCUACCAGCCUCCCCUGGCUGACGGUCUGAUGGCGUGUCGUACCCGCUCCAAGAGGCCCCUUCGGGAUAUCCCCAUGGGCCUGCUGGAGGCGGAGCUCCGUGCCCCUGAUAUCACCCCUGACAUGUAUGAGUGUGGCUCUGCCCCCGAGGACCGCGAGUGGACUCAUUGGCUGCAGGGCAUUAUGACCUCUGACAUGGACAACGAUGAAGAAGCUGAUGAUGAUGACGAUGAUGACCCGGAGUAUAACUUCUUGGCGGAGAUUGACGAACCCGACGUGGAGGAUUACCGUAACGACCGAGCCGUCCGCAUCACUAAGAAGGAAGUGAAUCAGUUAAUGGAGGAGUUGUUUGAGACGUUCCAAGAUGAUCUCCCUGUUCUGGAGCUAGAGGAGGAGGGACAAGAGGAAGAGGAGAGAGAGGAAGAUGCUCCUGCCUUGGGAACCCCGACGGACAAAACUCCACCAGCUAUCCAGUUGGAGGACACCAUGGAGGAGGAGGAAGAGGGAGAUGGGCUUUACAGAACGGUGAAGGAGGAGUUGGCUGCCAUUCGGCGUCGCAGGGCUCUGCUAGAGAGCCAGGGCCGCUUGCCGCCGAGGCGCGACCCCAAGCCAAAACCACCCUUCACCCCCACCAUCUCCCACUGCCAAAGACUCCAGCUGCAGCAGCAGAUCCAGCAGCACGUCCAGCUUCUGACGCAGUUCCACAUGUUGACAAGCCCAGUGGCUUCAAUGCAGAACGAAGCUGUCACAACCAAGCAGUUCCUGAUGGAGUUACAGAUGUUUGCCGAGCGUGGGGAGUUGAGCCAAUGCCCUCUCCAUCCAGGCUUCGCCAGUGUAUUUAGAGCCUGUAACCUGCAGGGGGCACUGUCACUCCUAGAGGAGCUCAGACUGUCCCCAAUCCCUUACGAAGCGGAGCCUAACGAGCCACGGAGAAGCAGGAAUAUCCGCAAGUACCCGGCGAUGCCCGCCGAGCUGGCUUGGCUGUUCGCAACGCGGCCCAUGUUCCUGUACCCCGAGCUGCUGCCCCUGGUCAGCCUGGACCCGGCCCUGCACUCCGUCCGCUCCGCCAGCGUGUUCACCCCUGGAGAGGACUGCUUGUUGGUCCUUGGCCUAAGGAACCUGCAGGAUACCCUCCAGCCCAGACCCUUGCUGUGUCAGUACCUUCUCCGGCCCAAGAGGGUCACUCAGAUCACUGACCACCUCUUUGAGAUGUGUAAACCCAUCCAUCCCAACAACGUCAUCAAGGACUAUCAGUUCCACAAAGUGAUCCGGCCCAUGCCCCUGGCCUGUGGCAGUGUGAGGCCGGGUGACCUGCGCCCCCCAGUGGAGAGGGACGAGAGAGCCAUGCCUGAAUGGCUGAGGAGAAGUUUGCCAUUAAUCUACGUGGCAGUCAAAGAACACAACCUCCCGCCCGGUGUAGAAGACCGUGCCACCCUUCUGUAUUAUUUCACCAGAACCAUGUCGGACUACAGCUUCCCAGCCGGGACUCGCUACCCGUCCCGACUUCCCAUCAACCUUUCAUUCCAGCGCUGCGGCUUCAGGCGCCGGUACCUUCGACAGCCCUGUGACCUCUCGCUGUCCCUGGAAGUGUCCCAUAGCACCGUCCACACUCCGGGGGGUGAAACGACAAGCUCGGAUAAUGACUCCCAUGCGUGCGCUGUGAUCCAGCAGCACAUGGCCCACCACACACCGGUGCCGGUCCAGCCCGUGACAUCCACACCGCCGCCUCCCCCUGCUCCUCCCCUGCAGGUCAUCCUCGCUUUGCCCUCCGUAGCCGUCGUUUGUCCGGUCUCUUCGGCCUCCCUGUCGCCACUUUCUGCUCUGCAGGCCAAAGACCUGGUCGCUCAGCAGUUGAGCACGUUGGUCAACCUCCGGAGGCUCCCCAGGCUGCCGACCGCUCCGCCCCAGACCACUUCCACAACCGGUCUGAAUGCCGUGGCCCCCGGCUUGAGUUGCGCCUCUGCCGGUACCGUAACCCCAACCUCCGUAGUGGAGGAAAAGGAGCUGUUGAGGGAGGAGAACGAGGACCGUGGCGAGGAGCAAGACUUGGACGUAGGGGAUAUUGGGAUGCCCGUCCUGGCCCUGUCGGAGUCCUCAGCCAGCCCCUGGGGGAGUGUUGACCCCACGGAGUGGUCAGACGAGAGGCAGGAGACGACGGCGUCCCUAUCGCCCAGGCCGUCUGACGCGGGGGAUGAAGAGGGAGACGAGGAGAGGGGAGAUGUGGAGGUUGGGCACGUGAGAUCUCCAGCCUCCGAGGAGUCCACGUUGUCUGUGCCAGAGCUGCAGGAAACGAUGGAGAACGUGUCAUGGGUGGCUUCAGGGGAGAGGUCCGACGUGUUAGAACAGGGGGAACAACUGGGGACAUCUCCAGGAUGCUGUAGCAGCACCCUCACCCCUUCCAGCUCAAGGCACGAGCAGCAUCCCAUUGGAGAGACCUGCAGCGAGGGCAUGCCCAAAAGCCCAUUGAUCCUCCAUGACCACGAUGACCUGCUUGACCACGACCCCUUGAAAGAAAAGGAAAUGGCCUUUGCUCAGGAUUAUCUCAACAGGGUGUGCAACGCUCUGCAGGAGGUGCCAGGGAGAGUGCAGGAGUUUCUCAAGGUCUUCUAUGAGUUUGAGCGGGAUAGAGACAAGCGCAGCUCGGUAGGACUCUUCAUGAGGCUGAAGCCUGUUCUGAGCGAGUGGCCGGAGCUGCUCCGAGACUUUGCUGCCUUCCUCCAUUCUGAACAAGCCCAGGAGUGUGGACUGCUCCCAGAGCAGCAGGCAUUUGAGCGAAGCCGGCGCUUCCUGCGACAACUUGAGCUGAGCUUUGGAGAGAACUCCUCCCACUACCAGAAGAUCGUGAGCAUCCUUCAGGGAGGGUCCACUGUCAGUCCUGACAGCAUCAGACAGAUAAAAGCUCAGAUAGCCACCCUUCUCCAAGGCCACACCCACCUUCAGGGGGAAUUCUGGGUGUUUUUUAACGAGCUGCACCCCCAGCCCCCACCGCAGUGUCAGACGAAAACCAGAGGCUGUGGUGUGGUCUCCAAAACAAACUCCACUUCCCAGAAGUCAUCGGCAGCAAGUAAGCCUAAGAGAUUGACAGGUCCUGGAACCCCAAAAGCCAAACCAUUAAGGAGUGAUGAAAGGGAGGAGGAUAAAGAGGAUUGCCCCCGGGUCACAGAACGCCCAGUCUGUGCAAAAAACAUCUCUCUCACACCCAGCGGAGAGAAAGUCAUCCUCUGGACAAGGGAGGCAGACCGUGCCAUCUUGACUGCCUGCAAGCUGAAGGGAGCCAAUAAAUGCACCUUUCAGGAAGUCUCCGCCCAGCUUGGCAACAAAACAACAGAGGAGGUUUGUGUUCGUUUUCAGGAGCUUGUGCGCCUGUUCCGCUCCUCCAUGCAGCAGGCAUGCUCUGACAAGGACGUCAGUGACUCUGUGCAGCCAACCAGCAGCAGAGAACCAGACCCGGACUGAACAGGAGUAAUUAAAGGCUGUCAGAGUGCCCUGAGAGCAAUUCAAGCCACAGAAAGUAUCACUGGACCAAUGUCUGAAUAUUGUUGGGACUCAGACUAAACACUACUGAGAAAUGCAAAACCUUGACUACCUUUGAGGACGCUGUGUCCACUUUGAAGAUUAUGUAUAUGCUGGUGUGGGUAGGAAAACAUAAGUACAGGGUCUAGUUCAAGGAUUCGAAAAAUUUGCAGGCCAUAUGAGAUUACUGGUUUUAUUAACCUUGAACCAACUGUACAGUGAGCCAUGAUGUUUUGUAAUUUAUCUACAGGUCUUACAUGUUGAGCGUGUGGACAAUUGUAUGUUUGAAUAAAAUAUGCACACUUGA
Molecule: messenger RNA, 6437 nt
Organism: Esox lucius (northern pike)
Lineage: Eukaryota; Metazoa; Chordata; Actinopteri; Esociformes; Esocidae
Gene: gon4la
Product: GON-4-like protein
Exons: 28
Coding region: 1421-6073 (1550 amino acids)
Biological process (GO): regulation of DNA-templated transcription
Cellular component (GO): nucleus
Molecular function (GO): transcription coregulator activity
Source: RefSeq, a predicted model, not a curated record